Salvelinus sp. IW2-2015 is the source of this 2859-nucleotide messenger RNA. RefSeq names its product interleukin 13 receptor, alpha 1 (gene il13ra1). Gene Ontology annotation, biological process: cytokine-mediated signaling pathway. Gene Ontology annotation, molecular function: cytokine receptor activity; protein binding. Gene Ontology annotation, cellular component: external side of plasma membrane. The record is from RefSeq and is a predicted model, not a curated record. Lineage: Eukaryota; Metazoa; Chordata; Actinopteri; Salmoniformes; Salmonidae.
CAAACUCCGCCCUAUUUGCCAGUCCGAUGCGCGACAAUCCCUCGCUGUCACACGAAAUGGAAUCAUAGACCGUAUGAAUGUAUUGAAUACUCACUCGCGGGUGAAAAUCCGGUGUUUGCUUUUGUUUAUAUUGAUCUGAACGUGAGGCACUUCUAUUUGUUCGCUCUGUUUGGGAGACAACUGCUCGACAAUUCGUGUUUUACCUUUGGAAUUCCGGGCGAUUUUGAGGAGGCGCAGUCCGCCAGAAAUUACGCACCGGACAACAUGAUUUUGAAACAUUUGGAAUUUCUCUUGGUUCUACGAUACUGUAUUAAUUUGGUCGCACUAGAGGUUGCAGCUGGGAAAGCUCUCCCUGAGCCGCUCAACCUGUCAUUGACGUGGGAGUCUGAAUUCCGUAUAAAGCUGUCGUGGAACGCACCAAAGAAUUUAGAUGCAUCAUGCGAGGUGAACUACAUGAUCACUAAAACGAUCGGAGAGGAGAAGCCCGUGUUAACGUCAACUUUCAACUUGUAUAAAGAGUAUAAUGUCACUACGAAUGAUGCAGUGAAUUACACAGUGAAAACAAACCCCAAAAACUGUACAGGCAGAACCAUAAGCAAACCUGUCAGCAUCUCUAAACCUAAACCCACAGAGUUGGUGAAGAACUUCCAGUGUUCCCUCUACUCCUCUAAGGCCAUGAACUGCAGCUGGCUUCCAGUCAAUCAGGCCUCAGACCUCCAGCUCUACUAUGGGUACCUUGGUCCCUCCCACAUAGCAGCAUGCAGUGAGUACCAGUACAGAGAUGGUCAGAGGACAGGAUGUCACCUGAGAGGAUCCUUCCUUCAAUAUGACGUCUACUUCAAGGUCAAUGGGACUCUCAAUGGCUUAUCUGUACAGAAUAACUUCCUGGUGCCUCCUAGAAAUCAUGUCAAGGCCCCGGCCCCUAAGGUGAAGAUCACAGAGGAAGGUAGGAAUCUCAUCCUGAGCUGGGACUAUCCCGACAUAGGCGCUGGCCGCUGCUGGAAUUACAUCUUUAACUACAGCAAGUGUCAACUGCUCGUGGAUAGUAAGGAAAUACAAUUGAAUAGUGUGACGGUUUCAUAUGACCAGACAUGCCAGUACAGAGUCAAGCUUAAAGCAGUCUAUACGAAAUUGUGUGGGGAGGGAGGCAGCGACUGGAGCGAAGAGGAAAUCUAUGGUGUGGAUGAUUGGUCGACGACUGUGUUUGAUGUCGUCAUUCCAGCUGUAGUCUUCUUAUUCCUCAUCCUUUUAAUUAGUUGUUUUAUGAAGCACAGAGAGAAGCUUUUCCCCGCAAUUCCACAUCCCUCACUGAUUUUCAAGGACAUGCUGAACGGCAAUAAGGAACUGAAGAGCUCCAUAGGCAAUCUCUAUGUCCCGGUUGAGGAGGAGGUGGAAUGUAAGAUCAGCCUAGAGAAAGACUAUACUCUUCCCAUGAUGCAGCCUGAACACUGAGAGACUACACACUGACGCAGUAGUGAUUACUACUGUACAGACAGAUACAACUACAACCUGACCCGGUAUGACCUGGGAGCCAAGUGACUUCAGUGUCAUUGACCGGCCCUCAAAGUAAGCUAUCUUAAGGUGGACCCUAACUGUACUGCUGAAGAGUGUCAGGAGUUGGAGCUCUACAGUCGAUGGACGACCUUAACGAGUUGGAUACAGACUGGGAGUAUGUGGACUAUGGACUAUGGAGACGCCUUUUCCUUUGUUUGUCCUGGAACUGUCAGGACUUAUCGACUCACUGACUUCUGUAUUGUUCUGGAUUGCGUGCGUGCGUGCGUGUGUGUGUGCCUGCGUGUGUAGGCAGAUACUAAGAACUGUUCUCACGUACCCCUUGCAACCCAAGGCUUGGGGUCUUAGGUCAAAUGUCAGAGGUUAUCAGAAAGCCAGUGCAGGAAACGAGGAGGGGCUGGACUCCUAAACCUCACUCCCCGACCAAAUAGAACAUUGGUGGGCAGUGCUCGAAGAGAUGGGCAGGCAGCACCACAGUCUUUAUCUGACUGAUCAAUCCUGUUGAUCAUGUAAUGAUUUAGGGGACAAAGAGGUACUUGAAGCUGUGACCCUCUGUGAAAUGAGUGCACUACCUGUGCCAUAAAAGGCCAGACCUCUAGGCAGGGACUUUAGGGCAUUGACAUACAGGUAGUUGUGUCCCAAAUGGCUCCCUAUUCAUUACACGUAUAGUGUGUUACUUUUGUCCAGGGCCCAUAGGGCUCUGGUCAAAAGUAGUGCACUAUGUAGGGAACAGAGUGCCAUUUGGGACGCAGAAUGACUAUCAAGGGCUAUGUGCUGCUAAUGUGAGCUAGAUUGUUGUGACUCUAUUGUUAUCAACCUGCAUUGCUAUUCAAAAGGAUAACUUCCCUGUACGUAAUAGCUAUGUGUAAAUAGGUUGUGCAGGUGUAUCUAUAGUAUGUACAAAUGUUGGUGAAGUAUAUAUUUUGAGUUUUGUGUGUCAAGGAAAUGUUUUGUGCAACACGUAUUUUUAUUUUUUUUGUUACAAAAAAUUUGCAUGCUGUCUUAUGGAACCUUAUUCUUCUGCAUUAAUGAUUAAUUGAUAUCACCACACACACACUCACUCAUUGAGUAUCAUUCAGAUCACACCUCCAUACAUGCAGAGACUCUUCCUUGAUAAGAUCGCCAAGUCCUUUUUAACAACCUGGAAUGAGAAACAGACUUUGUAGAGGACCUGCUGAACACCUUAAACCUGUUAUCUGGUCUGUUCUGAACUAGAGAUGAGUGUAACAUGCUCACGGAUGAACCAAUGGGCAUGUCAAGCAAGGCCUUGUGUACCUGCUAAUCUAUGAUGAGAAUCAAUCCAGAGUGUAGGCGUUGAGAGAAUAAAUCCAUCAACAAAUAACUGAA